Molecule: messenger RNA, 606 nt
Organism: Lathyrus oleraceus (garden pea)
Lineage: Eukaryota; Viridiplantae; Streptophyta; Magnoliopsida; Fabales; Fabaceae
Exons: 1
Coding region: 29-547 (172 amino acids)
Source: RefSeq, a predicted model, not a curated record
UCCAUUAUCCAUCACUAAGUAAAAAACAAUGAAUCAUUCAACACAAUUAUCCUUGUUCCUUCUAAUUUCUUUAAUCUUUAUUUCUCAAGCCAGUACAAAUUUGUAUGAAGUUGUGUGCAAUGAUGCUGGGAAAGACCACGACCGUUGCUUGAAACUCAUACAAGGAUACCCUGAAAUCACUUCAUCAAAAGACUAUCCUACCCUUUGCAAGGCCAUCUUAAGUAUGGCGGUAAAGAAGAGUACAUAUGCGCAAAAUGAAAUAAAAACAUUGGUUGGAAAAUACCCUUCUUCUACCGCCAUGAAAGAAUGCGCAACCGUUGAUUACUUUAAUUUAGUUCAUUCAUUCAAAAUGAUUAUCCAAGACGUGGAUGAGGAUGCUAAAACUGCAAACUAUGAUGCUUUCGUAGCGGCUGAUGAUAUUGAAAUAUGCCAAACUAAACUGGAUAAUGAACACACAGUUGAUCCUACUAUUAAUACAAUUAAUAAUGAUAUGAAAUUUCUUUGUCGGGUUGCAUAUUUAGCCACAAACCAUCUUGAUCUUGAAUGAGAUAUGUGCUUGUAUUUUUUUUAUAACUUAUUAUAAAUUAAUAAAUGUAUUUAAGAUCA